AUGGAUUAUGGACUAGUAUUUGGGCUUUGGAUUACUAAUGUGAAUGGACAACAUGAACAAAGCAUUAUUCGAGGGGGGCCUAAUGAUUUUAGCGAAUACGGCGACGAGUGGGGAGGAGUUGGUGGCGGUAGUCAUUUGAUUUCAGUGGUAGUGCUAUACUAUGGCUCACAGAGGCUAAAUGAAAAAAGUGAUGUGUAUAGCUUCGGGGUGGUUCUUCUGGAGCUCAUAACCGGCCGGCCUUCUAUCAUACGAGGCAAUGAAACCGCGUACAUAAUUACAUGGGUUACUCCUAUGCUUGAGAGAGGAGAUAUUCAUAACAUCGUCGAUAAGAGAUUAGAAGGAAAUUUCAGCACCAACUCGGCAUGGAAAUUUUUGGAGAUUGCUAUGUCUUGUGUAUCAUCUCUUGGUAUCCAAAGGCCACACAUGAACCACAUUUUUACUGUCCCAUCUGAAGAACAAGUAAAAAGAUAG
Messenger RNA from Beta vulgaris subsp. vulgaris (sugar beet), 471 nucleotides. RefSeq names its product probable LRR receptor-like serine/threonine-protein kinase At4g29180. Gene Ontology annotation, molecular function: protein kinase activity. The record is from RefSeq and is a predicted model, not a curated record. The coding region runs from base 1 to 471 and encodes 156 amino acids. NCBI's taxonomy places the organism in Eukaryota, Viridiplantae, Streptophyta, Magnoliopsida, Caryophyllales, Amaranthaceae. Gene Ontology annotation, biological process: protein phosphorylation. The transcript is spliced from 3 exons.